AUGGAUAAACCGCCGAAUUGCAACAGGCAAUGUGACGUCUGUGUGGAUAAAAAUCGGGUUGCCGAAAAUGUAUCAGCUUUUAGAGCCAUUGCUUUACAGACGCGAAUCGGGAAUGUAGAAAGCGCAGAGGGUUACUGGGAUGAUGACUCGGAAGCAGUCAGCGAAGACCAAUUGGAAGGGGAAGAACGAGCAGCUCGAAAGCAGCUAAUUGAAGAGGAAUUUCGGAGGAGACGUGGCAACGCAGAACAAAUUUCACUCAAAUCCGCAUGGUGUGCUGCCCCGAAAAACACACAUCUUUUGUAUCCAGAUUGUCGUACGGUAACCGGGAUUACGGGGAAAACACGGGAUCAGACAUUGCAAUUACUGUUCGAUGCACUAAAAGCCCGAUUUCCAGACCAAGAGACGGAUUUGUGGUCAAAGUGCUCCGCGGUCGAAUACAACCUCUAUAAGGAAUCUAAGGUCGCUGCAAUGUACAGAACCCGAAUGGCUAGACUGAUCACGAGAAUUCGACGUGUUGAUGUGACACCGGAAGAAGUGUGGUCCAUAAUCCAGAGUUCUCUCCCCGUCGAUUCUCAUUCAAUAUCUUAUCAAACUCAUUCUCCGAAGCCUGAAGUCACUCUUGUGACCGAAAGCGUCUCCGAUUCAUCGUCAUGUAAAGUGAGUCUCGUUUAUUCUAAAACGCUUGCAGAUAUAUUUCUUUUCGUGAAACUUGAAAGGAAUUAUUGCUCAACACUGUAUGAAUGUGUUAUGAAGAAUAAUUUCUAUCUCAGCUGGCAAACGUAG
Echinostoma caproni is the source of this 783-nucleotide messenger RNA. NCBI's taxonomy places the organism in Eukaryota, Metazoa, Platyhelminthes, Trematoda, Plagiorchiida, Echinostomatidae. The record is from the annotation of a GenBank genome assembly.